Dibothriocephalus latus is the source of this 348-nucleotide messenger RNA. Lineage: Eukaryota; Metazoa; Platyhelminthes; Cestoda; Diphyllobothriidea; Diphyllobothriidae. The record is from the annotation of a GenBank genome assembly.
AUGUCGGCUUAUCCCAUCAACCUCGCUCUAUCAGUUAUAAUAGACCCUAAGAAACCUCUCGGUUCCCCGGAUGCACAUAUUGAUGAGGAUCCCGGGACGCUCGUCACGGUAGGCGUCUGUCAGCACGGCAGAGAACAUGAGACUGAAAAGGGUAGGUACGAGGACAUAGCCCUGCUUCACUCCAUUGGUCACUGCAAAGGCUUCGGAGACCAUUCCGUCGCCCGUGACGCGCGCCAUCAUCCUGUCGUGGAGCUGGCAUACCCUAUGAGCGAAAUGGUCCAGGCAACCGAACUUUUGCAUGACUUUCCAGAGUCCAGCGCGAUUCACCGUGUCAAACGCUUUCGUUAG